UGCCACUUACCGUUUGCACUAUUUAAGCCAAAAUCCGACACUGGCGAGUUUGUGUUCAACUUCCGAUCACAGAAAUAGCAAACAGCAUGCGCGCCGUCACUGUCAUCGCUCUUGCCGCAGUCGCCUACCAGGCUUCCGCUGGCGUCGCCAGUUACUACGCUGCCCCUUAUCACUAUGCGAGCGCUCACUACGCGGCUCCUGUUUAUCAUCAGCCUGCGGUGGCCUACGUUGCUCCUGUAGUGAAGACUGCCCAUGUCGCCUACGCUACUCCAGUCGUCAAGGCUGCACCAGUCGCUUACACUGCUCCCGUCCUUCGAGCUACUCCGGUCGCUGUGGCCGCACCUGUGGUUAAAACAGCUCCCGUUUCGACUUCAUACACAACCUUCACAAAGACCGUUCAUGCUCCCACUGUAGCGUACGCAGCGCCUGUUGCCAAGGUUGCUGCCCCUGUUGCUUAUGCUGCACCCGCGCUGGGCUAUGCCGCUCCGGUGGUCAAGUCAUACGGACUUGCCCCUGCCUAUUAUGGCUACGGAUACGGCGCCACCUACAUCAAGAAGUAAACCGGAAAUCCGGUUAAUAAGCACUAGGCUUUCUUGCUUGUAAAAAUACGGUCACACUCUCACAUAGUGCCAUUCAUUGCGGAAGAUAAGAAACAAUAAUAAUAAAGCAAUGACGAAUUACCACCUUUGAUCAUAAAA
Varroa destructor (honeybee mite) is the source of this 698-nucleotide messenger RNA. RefSeq lists its product as uncharacterized. Lineage: Eukaryota; Metazoa; Arthropoda; Arachnida; Mesostigmata; Varroidae. The record is from RefSeq and is a predicted model, not a curated record.